UGUUCCUCAGUUACUAAUGGACUUCCUCAUCUGACCUUCAAUUUGCUCAUGGACAUGUGUGUCCAGAAGAAGAAGGAGAAGACUCCUUGAAGGAUGAUGGCACUUGUAACUCUGUCUGGAAGAAUGAGCUGUCCUGACAUGCAGUAGCUCUCUUCAGACCCUUGAUUAAUGACUCUAUGAGAUGGACCAAACUCCCCCAGCACGCUCAGAGCCUCUGGUCUCAGGGAUUCGAACUCCCCCUGUGCGGAGGAACAGCAAGCUGGCCACCCUGGGCAGGAUCUUCAAACCGUGGAAAUGGAGGAAAAAGAAAAACGAGAAACUGAAGCAGACGACGUCAGCGCUGGAGAAGAAGAUGGCUGGCAGGCAAGGCCGGGAGGAACUCAUCAAGCAGGGACUGCUGGAGAUGAUGGAGCAAGAUUCUGAAAAUAAGGCAUGCAGUCCCAAGGAAGGCUCCCAACCUGCGCAGAGUGAGCCGUCCGCUGGCGAGCAGGAGACNCUGACCUCGGAGGGCGUCCAGCCCGGAAGCCCCUCGGCCAGUGGAACAGAUCAGGUGUCCCAGGAUGAGCUUCUGUCCUCCGAUGCUCAUCUGGAUGAUACAGCCAAUAUACCNUCUGCAUCCACUGCGGAAGAAGCAGACGCUGGCAGCCUCCUGCCCACCACUGAUGAGCCCUCUCAAGCCUUAGCUGGGUCUGACUCUCUGGACAGUCCUCCCAGAUCCCUGGAGAGAUCUGCGAGCCAGCUCCCCAGCCCUCCACUGCUGCCCACCCCGCCACCCAAGGCCAGCUCUAAAGCCACAAAAAAUGUCACAGGACAAGCUGCGCUCUUCCAAGGCCCCAGCAUGAAGAACAAUGAGCCGGCUCUCAGAGGACAGCUUGCCACCCCCACAGGGUCCCCUCAUGUCACCACUGUCCACCGGCCACUGCCCCCCAGCCGCGUGAUGGAGGAGCUGCAUAGGGCACUGGCUACAAAGCACCGUCAGGACAGUUUUCAAGGGCGGGAAUGCAGAGGGUCUCCAAAGAAGCGGAUGGAUGUGCGUCUGUCUAGGACGUCCAGCAUGGAGCGGGGCAAGGAGAGGGACGAGGCGUGGAGCUUUGANGGGGCCUCAGAGAACAAGUGGACGGCUACCAAAGACUCCGAGGAGAACAAGGAGAAUCUGAUGCUGAGCUCCGAGCUCAAGGAUGACGUGCUCCUGUAUCAGGACGAGGAGGCGCUCAAUGACUCCAUCAUCUCGGGAACUUUACCGAGGAAAUGCAAGAAGGAGUUGCUGGCAGUGAAGCUGAGGAACCGGCCGAGCAAGCAGGAGCUGGAGGACCGGAACAUCUUCCCCAGGAGGACGGAUGAGGAGAGACAGGAGAUCCGACAGCAGAUAGAGAUGAAGCUGUCCAAAAGGCUGAGCCAGAGACCCGCCGUGGAGGAACUGGAGAGAAGAAAUAUCCUGAAACAAAGGAAUGAUCAGACAGAGCAGGAAGAAAGGAGAGAAAUCAAGCAAAGAUUAACAAGAAAGCUUAACCAGAGACCCACUGUUGAUGAAUUGAGAGACAGAAAAAUUCUGAUCCGUUUCAGUGAUUAUGUGGAAGUAGCAAGAGCACAGGACUAUGACAGGAGGGCAGACAAGCCCUGGACAAGACUGUCAGCAGCAGAUAAGGCAGCAAUUCGUAAAGAAUUAAAUGAAUAUAAAAGUAACGAAAUGGAGGUACACGCAUCCAGCAAGCACUUGACAAGAUUCCACAGGCCAUAGAGAUUUUCUUCUGAGAAGAAUUUGUGUUUAAUUUUUGAUACCAACACUGAACAUUCAUCAGGGAACUUUCCUCAAGUCUAACUGCUGUGUUUGUGAGAAGAGCAGAAUCACAGAGACGCAAUCCUGACCACUGACUACAAGAGGAACAACCCAGAGGAUACACUCCCCUCUUUGAUGUCUGAGGAGUGUGAACUGUUGGGGUCACUUUAGGCCCAGAGUAACUCUCCCAGAAGAAAACUUGUUUGCCUUCAACCUUGUUUUCCAGUUCUGCAGCGUCAUGGAGGAUGGGCGACAUGCAUGUGCAGGCUCACACUCCCAGCCUCCACCACGAGGGACCUGUGACCCCGUGUCAUUCAGUAUUUUGUUGAGAAGACAUUUUUAUCCUAAUGAUUUGAAAACUAAGUUCAUGUUAUAGAGUGGUUUACUGUACUAUACUCUCUCUUUUUUAUAUGAUGUCUAACAAAAAAAAAAUACAGCUCCAACAUUUUGAUUCCUGUUAAUUUUGUUCUUUAAUUAAAUGACUACUUAUUACAGGAAAUGAAUAAAGGCUUUCACUUUCUUGGGGUUGGGAUGAGGUAUAGCUGGGGACUUUGAAAAAAAAGUCAACACUUUUGAAUAUAAACACAGGAAAGAAAAUGCCAACUUUGUUCUCUGUAGAUUCUGUCAAAUAUAUAUAGGCUUGUGCCUUGAAAAACUAGUUACCAUUUUUUUCAAGUUAAUUAAUUGAAAAUUUAUGAAAGAGUAUUGAACACAUUUAAUCUAGAAGGAACUUACUGGAAAUCCUAAAAAAAGGAAAAUCUAUACCUUCUUUAAGAAAAGUUGUAACUUUUCAUUUGUCUGCAUNAUCAAAACCCCUAUUAUAAGAGGUUUGGAAGGAAUGAAGACUUGGAGUAAGUAGUUUACUAAAAUACAAGGGGAAGAAAUGAGCUAACAAACAAUAAAAAUCCCCUACGUUUG
Molecule: messenger RNA, 2695 nt
Organism: Mus caroli (Ryukyu mouse)
Lineage: Eukaryota; Metazoa; Chordata; Mammalia; Rodentia; Muridae
Gene: Phactr3
Product: phosphatase and actin regulator 3
Biological process (GO): actin cytoskeleton organization
Molecular function (GO): actin binding
Source: RefSeq, a predicted model, not a curated record